CACUACUUAAGCUAUCUAUAAGUUAAGAGACGAUCAUCGUGAUCGUUUAGUUAACAAAAUGAAGUCGAUCUUUGCAUUGUCAUUGCUGCUUGGCUGUCUAUUUGUGCCGAUAAUGGGCAAAUUUAAUUUAAACAAAAUAACACAUCCGGGACUUACUGAAUGCCUAUCUGACCAUUUUGUUACUGUGGAGGAUCUGAAAAACAUAACCAAAAAACCAAUUAGCGAAAUUGAUCUUCAUGUGAAGUGCGCUGUAAAGUGUGCAUUGAAGAAGGUCGGAGUUGUGGAUGAUCAAGGUUAUCUCUUGCUCGCUGAUCUCAUGGGUAUCUUUAACGAUUCCGUCAUAAAGAGUCACUUGUAUGACCAUUUGAGUGCAUGUCAAGAGCUCGAAGGGGAAACAUCAUGUGACGUUGGUUUUGUAACAUUCUUGUGCAUCAAAGACAGCAUAUGGAAGAAUAUUUGAUAAAUUGUUACGGUUUUAAAACUUUUUCAAAUUUAAUUCAUUUAAAUUAAAACAUUAUUCUCGAAAGCAUUAGUAAUUUGAAAUCUCUAACUGUACAGGGUCCAAAAUAGUAAAAUGUCUAAUAAAGAUAUAUAAAAACAAAUAA
This is a messenger RNA of Drosophila innubila, 605 nucleotides long. RefSeq lists its product as uncharacterized. The coding region runs from base 59 to 460 and encodes 133 amino acids. The transcript has 3 exons. Lineage: Eukaryota; Metazoa; Arthropoda; Insecta; Diptera; Drosophilidae. Gene Ontology annotation, molecular function: odorant binding. The record is from RefSeq and is a predicted model, not a curated record.